This is a messenger RNA of Prinia subflava (tawny-flanked prinia), 1739 nucleotides long. Its product is annotated as serine/threonine-protein kinase pim-1-like. The record is from RefSeq and is a predicted model, not a curated record. Gene Ontology annotation, cellular component: cytoplasm. The transcript is spliced from 8 exons. NCBI's taxonomy places the organism in Eukaryota, Metazoa, Chordata, Aves, Passeriformes, Cisticolidae. Gene Ontology annotation, molecular function: protein serine/threonine kinase activity; ATP binding. Gene Ontology annotation, biological process: protein autophosphorylation. The coding region runs from base 1 to 1392 and encodes 463 amino acids.
AUGGACGUGGCAGCUUCAGUAAACGUCACCAUAAUGACCACGCACCCUCACAAGAUCCCCACUGGACUUAUAGAACCUAUUCUAAUUAAUGGACAACCAUCUCUCUCUUCCCUUCCAGGCUGGGCCAUGCCCCCGACCCGCCCUCAGCCCCAGGCGGGGCUGCCCCGUCCCUGCCCCCGGGCAUCUCACCGUGGUCUCGCCUUCGCCCAGCUCUGGCCAUCAUGGCUGGGGCGCUGCUUGGCGGGCAUCAGUGCCUGGGGCUGGGGUGGCAUCACCGGCCUUUGGCUGCGCCUGUGCCCAGCCUGGCCCCGACCCCGGCCCCUGCUCCGGCCCCGGCCCCGGCCCCGGCUCCUCCCAGGGCCCGCAGGGGACAAAGGCACUGCGGUCACUCCCGCCGCCUCCGCUGCGGCUUCCCCGGCCCGAGCUCCUCUGCUCGGCAGCGCGGCUGCCGGCCCUGAGCCGCCGCUGUCCCAUUGCCAGGAGCGAACCCCUGGGGAUGCCCAGCCCAGGCCGCUCGAGGCACCCUCAGGGGCCGUUCCUGGCCCCGGGCCGAGCGCUGACAGCCGCGUCUCGCCGGCAGGGAAGGCGCAGCAGCCCCUCCAGGAGCAGUACUGCCUGGGGUCACUGCUGGGCCGCGGCGGCUUCGGCAGCGUCUGGGCGGCCACACGGAUCUCAGACCGUGCCCCGGUGGCCAUCAAAAAGGUGCCACGGAACCGCAUCCAGCACUGGGGCAAACUGCCCAAUGGCACCAGCGCACCCCUGGAGAUCGUGCUGCUGCACAAGGUCUCCACUGGCUUCCCUGGUGUCGUCCAGCUGCUGGAGUGGAUGGAGCUCCCCAAUGACAUCGUCAUCAUCAUGGAGCGCCCGGAGCGGUGUCAGGACCUCCAGCACUUCAUUCGGGCACGGGGGUUCCUGAGUGAGGAGGUGGCGCGGGAGCUGUUCCACCAGGUGCUGGAGGCCGUGCGGCACUGCACCAGCUGCGGGGUCCUGCACCGCGACAUCAAACCAGAGAACAUCCUGGUUGACCUGGCCACCGGGCAGGCCAAACUGAUUGAUUUUGGCUGUGGCACCUACCUGCAGGACACAGUCUACACACACUUUGCAGGAACACCAUCAUACAGCCCCCCGGAAUGGAACAACUAUGGCUGGUACUAUGGACAGCCAGCUACCGUCUGGUCCCUGGGCAUCCUGCUGCACCAGAUGGUCUGCGGGGAGCUCCCUUUCAGGAGGGGUCACAGGAUCAGCUGGGACCAUCAGCUCUCGCUGCCACCACGGCUCUCUCAAGAGUGUCAAGAUCUCAUCAGGCAGUGUUUAUCCAUUCAUGAUGUGGACAGGCCUUCAGUAGAAGACCUGUUCUGUCAUCCUUGGAUGCAGGAUAUUCAUCUGCCAUAGAAGAAGGGAGAGAGCCACAGGCACACUGAUGCAGGGCUCUGGGAAGGAGAAGGAGCCCCUGGAGAAGCUGUACCAGGUGGGGCUGCUGCUGCUGGAGACAGCCAGGACGACAUCAAGGAUGACAACCUCUUCUCUGACCAGGCCACCACAAAGCUGAAGCUGAUGGACUUCGAUUCUGGCACCUUCUUCAAAGCCAGGCUCCACAGCGAAUUUGCAGAUGAGUGCACACACAGGGAGAUGCUCCCAGAUUUGGGAAUGGCACAGCCUGGCUGGGAAACAAAGGUUUCCCUUUGCUGGGGUGGAUGCAUUUGAUUCUCCAGUGGGCUGCCAAGCUGUUUUUUGUCAGG